Molecule: messenger RNA, 2622 nt
Organism: Sinocyclocheilus grahami
Lineage: Eukaryota; Metazoa; Chordata; Actinopteri; Cypriniformes; Cyprinidae
Exons: 14
Coding region: 222-1898 (558 amino acids)
Biological process (GO): epithelial to mesenchymal transition; transforming growth factor beta receptor signaling pathway; cell migration
Molecular function (GO): transforming growth factor beta binding; glycosaminoglycan binding; transforming growth factor beta receptor activity
Source: RefSeq, a predicted model, not a curated record
GUGGGAGGGUCAGUGCUGCUGCUGAUGUCAGAGCUGAGGGUUCAGCUGGACUGAAUAACUGACUGACCGCUGGAUCUGAUCUGCCGGAGCACUCUCGGAGCCGCGUUUCCAGCGCGAGGAAGUGUUGAGUGUGGAAUAUUCUGGUCACUUCUCUGAAAUAUCAGCCACAGCUCUCGAGUCCAUCAGAAGAGGCACAUUUAGAGAAAACCAUACGUCUGAACAUGAGGAGCAUCAUAUGUUUCAUAGGUGUUUUUCUGUGUCUGAGAACCACAGCUUCAGAUUCCAGUGAGAUCUGUGAGCUGAAGGAUGUUCCCGGAAACAGCAAUGAUUGGAUCGUCCUGCAGGAAAUGUCUCUGGGAUGCUGGACGGACUUCACCAGCCAGGAUGGGAAAGAAGUCCACAUCCUCAAGCUGCUGUCCUCACCUGAAAAACAGACAAUGUUAGAACUCUUCUUAACCGCGGCAAACCCAUCAGUGGUGAUCAUCUCCUCAGGCAGUGCACAAACCAUCCUGCUUCAUGACAAUCCCACAGUGAACAUCUACGUAACAAACGGGUCUUCAAUAAAUGUUUUCCUGCCAGUUGGAGGACGUCCACAAACACACGUUGCCCCGUUCGCAGACAGCGAUUCUGAAGUUCUGGAAUGGGCAGCAGAGACGUUUGGUGGAGUGACGUCCUUCACCACAGCACGAGAUCCCAUGACCAUAACUUUCACCGGGAUGAAGGGUGCACAGCAACCAUCAACGUGUGACCUGCAGCCAGAAACACCAGCAGAUAAACAGUUCAUUGAUCUGAAGCUGACACCUCCAUCCGAUGAGCUCAAAUCAUGUUACACAAAGAAUUCUGGGGAACCACUGCACGUGAUCAAUAUUCCUGAUGGCGUCAAAAUACGGAAUGUUUCUUUGCAUGUACCAUCCAAGUCUAAAGUGGUCCUGAGAGGUCCAGCAGGCACUGAGUGGACCAUCGACGACACUAAGGAUAUCCAAUUGCUGGCGAACAAUCGUAUAAUCCUUAAUGGAUUGAGUUUGCCUCCGAGGAGGACGAUCUCUGAUGACCCUAGAGAAAUCAGGCAGAAUGUGUUGUUAUACUACAACAGCACCUCUAUCACCAGCUACUCUGAGAUCCGUCUGAACAUGUCACACAUCCAGCUGUGGAUCAGGGACAGCACAAGCUCCUCAGUAUCAGCAGAAGUGGAGCACACCACACCAGCACCCAGUUCUUCUCCGGUUCCUCUUCAGAUGCAGCUGUUCUCAUCUCCAGACUACAGGUUGCCUCUGGAUCCCAGCAGCAAAGUUCAGAGUGACAAGAGGGUCUAUGCGGAGAUCUCAAGUGAGAGCUACGGAGAGUUUUCCCUAAGCAUUCAGGUCAGCAGCUGUUGGGUUCGCUCCAUGCCAGUGGUGAGGAAAAUGCCGUUCAAAGAGGAGGCAUGUUACAUCGAGGACUGUCCUAAGAGACUCAGCUUCUCCUUCGAGAUGCUUCAGGACCUGCCGUCCAGCUCAUGGGACCUCGAAUGUGCAGUUAAACUUUGUUAUGACAGUAAAAAGUUUUGUACAAGCGAAACACAAGUCAAGAGGAGCUUGCAGGUCAAGCCAUAUAUCUCAAACCAAAAUCCGUGUUUUGAGUUCGGACUCUCGGCUGUUCUGGGAAUCGCAUUCGGAGGAUUUCUGAUUGGAGUUCUCCUCACCGGUGCUUUAUGGUUUAUUAAGAUACGAACAGGGCAUGCUGUGGCUCUGGGAAUGAGAUCAACGGCGGCCGAGCUCUCAGUCCUCUCUAUAUCCGGAUGCCCAUGUGGUUUGACCAAACGGCAGCCAGUGCCCACCCACCCGUCUCCCUCUGAGAACAGCAGCGCCAACGCCAGCAUUGGCAGCACCCAGAGCACACCCACCAGCAGCAUGGCAUAACACCGUCGCCCCUAAUGCUCUCUCCCUCUUGAAGCCAUCUCGCUCCACAUGUCCCAUCGUCCCGAGCGAGAGAAAAAGAGGGGCAGUAGCAAUCCUGAAAUAUUCCCUGUACCUCACAAUACUCCAUUCGCUUUCCCGGCUACGGGAAAUCAGUGGGGACGAAGAACAAAAAAAGAAAAAGCUUGGCUCCCAGAGACAGGAAAAACAACGCAUAACCCCCAGGAACUAACAGGAAAUUCGUUGCAUUCUUGCGCCGGUGCCUCUCUGAUGGAGGCGAACUAAGAUUUCACAGACAAACAGCGGUCUGACGCAUCAGUUCGCUUUCAGACGCGGCUAAAUGUGGCUCAAAGAGGCGACUGAACAAACGUCAGACCACCCCAUAUCCAAACACUCGGCUGUGGACUGACCUGAUGAAAUAUUCCAACAAAUCAAACUAUUGGACAUGAACAUAAAAGGAAGCCCUUUUUUAGUUUUAGAGUUCUUACUGAAAAGGCUGUCUCACAUGGGACAGAUUGGGAAAUGGCUACCUCUGAGUCUCUGUGGAUGUAGAUUUGUUUUAUAUUUGUUUGACCAUAAAUAGAAACAGUUUCUGAAUCUCAUGAAAUCUGCCAAAACGUGUCCUAUUUAACCCCCAAAUCAAUAGAAAUACAGAAGCAGUACCUUUUUUAGCAAUGUGACAUUUUCUGAUGCAGAGAUAAAUUAUCUCAUUCUUAUUACUGAUAUG